GGCUGUCUCCGGCGGGGGCUCGCCAUGGCCAGGGAGGACUCGGUGAAGUGCCUGCGCUGCCUGCUCUACGCCCUCAACCUCCUCUUCUGGUUGAUGUCUGUCAGUGUGUUAGGUGUUUCUGCUUGGAUGAGGGACUACCUGAAUAAUGUUCUCACUUUAACUGCAGAAACAAGGGUGGAGGAGGCUGUCAUUUUGACAUAUUUUCCUGUGGUCCAUCCAGUCAUGAUUGCCGUUUGCUGUUUCCUUAUCAUAGUUGGAAUGUUGGGCUACUGUGGAACAGUGAAAAGAAAUCUGUUGCUUCUUGUCUGGUACUUUGGAAGCUUGCUUGUAAUAUUCUGUGUUGAACUGGCCUGUGGUGUUUGGACCUAUGAGCAGGAAAUAACGGUUCCAGUGCAGUGGUCUGAUAUGAUCACUCUAAAAGCCAGGAUGACCAAUUAUGGGCUACCUAGAUACCAGUGGCUUACCCAUGCUUGGAAUUUCUUUCAGAGGGAGUUUAAAUGUUGUGGCGUGGUAUACUUCACAGACUGGCUGGAAAUGACAGAGAUGGAUUGGCCUCCUGACUCCUGUUGUGUCAGGGAGUUCCCAGGAUGCUCGAAGCAGGCGCAUCAUGAGGAUCUCAGUGACCUUUAUCAGGAGGGAUGCGGUAAAAAAAUGUACACUUUUUUGAGGGGGACGAAGCAAUUGCAAGUGCUGCGAUUUCUGGGAAUCUCUAUUGGAGUAACACAGAUUCUGGCUAUGAUCCUCACUAUUACUUUGCUGUGGGCUCUCUACUAUGACAGAAGGGAUCCUGGGGCAGACCAAAUCAUUUCCCUGAAGAGUGACACCACACAACACCUGUCAUGUCAUUCAGUGGAGCUGCUGAAACCAAGCCUAACACGGAUCUUUGAGCAUACAUCCACAGCAAACAGCUUUAAUACACACUUUGAAAUGGAAGAGUUGUAGGUGAUGCAAUGGAUCGAAGAAGUUGCAAAGGGUUUUAGUCUUUUUUUUUCUUUUUGGUGGUGUUUUUAUUCUGUUCCAUCAAGUACACUGAGUAUACCAGUCUUUCUGUGCUUCAGAAAACUGCUAAUGGAUUGUAGCGAAGACACCUGCCCAGGAAGAAAGAUGAGGCAAAGCCUUUUAGGACAGCCAUGAAACAGUGUUUUUUUUUGUUUUUUUUUUUUUUUUUGCAUUUUAGCAGGCAUUCGUUCACUGGGCACAGUAGUAUUUAACUUAUUGUCACAAGAUAUGUGAUGUGUAAAGUGCUGAUUCAUUCACAGAUAGAUCGACAGAACUAAUGACGUACUUCUAAGGAAGCAUCACUGAAAAGGAAGAGAGAUACUUGUCUUCCAAAGAAAUGACUGUGGUUUGAACAAACAAAAUAUGACUUCAGCUGAAAUUGACUUUUACAUUUUUUACUAAGCCAUUUGGAAAAUGUCUUAAAAUAAUCAGGGAUCUACAUGUAUAUAACUGUGUGUUUUGUGCGUGCAUGGAUAGCAGAACUGCAAUUCAAGUAAAUACUUGGAUUUAAAAUUUUGCAAGAUUUGUUUUUAAAAGAAGGCAAAAUUCUUUUUCUAACAAAAUCUUUAUCUUAGUUAUUGCUGUUAAAGAUAUUCUAAAACUUCUAUUUUUAUCUAACAUAACUGUUUAAUUUUUAAGUUUAAAUUUAUUAAACAGAGAUUAAAAACAAAACUGACUCUGGACAAUAGACUAAUUUUCUGAGUAAUUCUAGAAAAUUCUUCUCUGAAACAGUUUUUUCUGUUACAAUAAAAAAAAAAAAAGCAUUAUUUUCAAACUGGGGAUCAGUAUGGGGAGUAGCACAGUUUUGUAGAUAUAUCCCUUUUUCUAUCCAUGUUUCCCCUCAAAAUAAAAACAAAAGACUGCAAGAAAAAUGCUUAUUGUUCUGGAUGCUAUUGCAAUAUUUGUAAAAGUACAGAAGGAGAAAUUAUACUUUGGCUUGUUCUUCAUUAAGAGCUCUUUAGUGGCUUAAAAUGCCACAUGGAAGCAACGUUAAAAUGUAUUUAUUGAGGCGGGAAAGUGCAUUUUACUGUAUUUUUAUGAACAAUGUUUAUUUCAUAGGAUUAUUUUUACGAUUGGCCACGCUCCUGAAAUAUGUAUUUGCUCCACUGAGUACGGUAGUUUGUGGCAGAUGGAUUUUUACAUAAUAUUGCAUUUUAAAAUCUCUUUCCACUUGUUUCGGAAUUUGUAAAAGGAAAAAGCAGCAAGGUGUGAUUUGGUAGACAAUAAAAUUACUAUUGUCUUAAAUUCCAUAAUGGCUUUUUUAUUGUAAAGACCUAGAAUGUGAAUGCUGUGGGUGGGAGUGGAAAGGUCCUCCUCCUAGUGUGAGUUAAUUUGACAUGUUUUUACCUAGUCCACUUAUUCUGUCAUGGAGAAACGAACUGUAAAUUUCAGUUUCUUUUCUGUUACUUCUAAGAAAGUUGCCAAGGGAUCAUGAAAUUAGGGUGACAGCUCUUCUGUUGUGUGGACUUUUGUUUGUUUCUUUUAGCAAUCUGCAUGUGGGUGUAUUUAUUUCACAGGUACCACUGCAAGCAAGAUUACCCUUCUGUGUUUGUACCUACAAAAGAAAAAAAAAUCUCAAUUUUUUGUCUGGAAUUUCCUUGUCAAAAAUAUAUUCUCAAGCACUGUUCAGAAAGUCCAUUGCGCCUAGACUUACUUUACAUGUACAGCAGACUUCUGUCCUGUCCUUAGCCUGGGGCAGCAUUUCUGCAGCUAUGGACAAUGGUCCUAUGUAGAAAAAGAGGAUGAUCUAUCUAGAAAAGCCUGGAUGCAACCCACCUUUAGACUUUGGAGUGCUACUGUGACCUGUGAUGCUACACAGUGGAUUGAGCCACCACUUCUUACUUUCUUAUUGUGGGUUGCCUUUUGUUGUUGUUGUUGUCAUUACAAGUCAGUGUCAUGGCUGAUGAGAUUUCUCUAUAAAAUUCAGCCUUAACACCAUGACUAACAGGAGUCAUUCACACCCCUAAGCCUGUUUUGGGGAAUUUCUUGCUAAACAUGGGUAUUUUAUGAAUUUCUAAUCCUAGCAAUUGAAACCCUCCCAUUACUAAACUUAGUCUAGGCAAUGUAACCCUACUAGACCCUGUGAUAGUUCUAAAUUUCAGCCCUCUCUAAAUAAAAUUCUACAGCCAGACCUGGGCUGCUGUUAUAUUGCUAGUUCAGGAAACUGUAAUUGUGCUUACCUACUUGUGAGUCAGAGAGGCUUGAGUAAUAUUUCAGGGAGCUCUGUUGGUUGAAAGUCUAGCCCUUAGUGUCUUUGGGUGUAAGUAAUCUUAACUUCAACCCAAACAUUCCUACUGUAUGCAGAUACUACUGUAAUGCAGAUCUCUAAUGUAAUUACAACUGAACCUGGGGAAUCUCACCCUAAGUCAAGUGAAAAUGUUACUAGAAGAGAUCCUGCUCUUUGCUCAGGAAAUACUGCAAAUUAAAGUUCUACCCAAGGAGCGUGUACCUUAGCAAUGCUUCAGCUGUCCUUAUCUUGAGGUUAGGUUGUAUCCUCCCAUGGGAGGACUUUCCAAGCUAAUAAGGGUUACCUGUGUAUCUUUCCAUAUUAAGGGUAGGGCUUGUGAAGAGACAUACAUGGCAAGCAGGCUUGGUUAGGGAGAAUCACUGGAGAAGUCCACAGCUAGAAUUAGAGGUACUGACAAGCAAGAUCACUUAAUUUUAGGCUUCCCAGAUGCUUUGCAAACACAGCCAUUAGGUGUAGGUAGACUAUUCUAAGGACAGGAAUUCAGCUACCUGAGAAGGGCGAGUGGUGUAUGCUUGCUGGGACAGGCUUAGAGGUAAAGGCUUCCCCACUUUAUAGGGAAAGGUAUGUAUGGUGGAGUCCCUUGUAGGGUCUCCUUAAAUCUGGAUUAGGGUUCCUAAGCUAGGUUUCUGAGAGCUCAGUAUUGCUGCUCUGUCUAAAUUUUGUAUUAUGUGCAUGUGUGUGUAUAUAUGUAUGUGUAUACAUAUAUAUGUUUAGCGUUGGGCAUUGAGUUGUAGUGAUCCUCUUCCUAGAGCUUGAGGAGGGGGUAUUUAUGCUCUCCAGAAAAAUGUUAGUCUACCAGAAGAGGUUAGAAGUGCACAAAGGGAAAUCUUUGACUGAGGUUUUUCAGUAGAAGUCAUGUGUAGGGUGGAGGUUGGUGUGCCAUCCUAGCUUGAAUAGAGGGUUACUCCUGGAGGUGGGGAGCAUAUUUGUAUGGCCCUUGUGGGAGGUGCCAGAUUAGUUGAAAUAAAAUUCCUUGGUUAGAAUACAAGCAGCAUUUUGCAGGGCACCCUGGAAGAACAAGUUCAAGGAUAGGUAAGAGUCCGUACAUAUCUCUGGGAUCUAUUCAGUUUUUCAGUAAAGAAACUCAUUGCCUCUUGGUCUAUUCAAAUGAUAAAGAGGGUUCGUCAGAUCAUGGCUAAAUCAGGAGAUUCUAGGUCCAGGAGAUGAUGAAUCCCUCCCACACCAUGCACAGAGAGAGAAGGGGUUUCAGGCAGUGCUUCUCAAAAAAUGAUUUGGUCAGGGUUCCCUCAUUCUAGGAUCAUUUUGGUGCAUUUAGUAUAGGACAGGCUUCACAGACCAAUGUUUGUGGACCCCACGAUAGAACCUCUGCACUCAAGGUAACCUUACCUGAUCUUGAGCCAGUCUGUAUUCACAAUGGUGUUGGCUUAAUUCAGGUAAAGAACCACUCAUCAGGAAUGCUGAAGGUAAUUCCUUUCCUGGUAAAGUUUACUGGUAAGUAUUCUGGGAAAGAAGUGAAGGAAGGCUGAGGGUUUUGGUGUCUCUGUCUCCUGUUUUGAGUAUCUAACCCCAUUUGUCCAUCUAAGUUUCAGCUGUAAAUUGGAACACCUUCAAACUUUUUUUUAUUUUGCUGAGCUCAGGCUCAGGAAACGUGUUCCUAUUUUUCUAGGGCUUGUUCAAAGAGUCUUCAGUUGAUUGACUAGGCUGCAGUAAGUAUAUUCUUUUCCUGUAGGGCUUUAGGAUGUAAGUAGGAGAGUGUCUGCUUGGCAAGGGGAGCAUUUAGAGAUACUUGCAGCAGUGAAAGCUGCUUCAUCCUUUUAUUUCUUUUUUCUGUAAGUCUCACAGGAGUACCCAGGAGGAGAACGAUGGUGUAUUCUUUCUUCUGUGCAGCAUAAACUUUGCUGUAAUGAGCCACAUCUUUCUUGUUGUGACAAGCAGCUAUGGAGCUGCUUUUUAAUGCUUUUCACAGACCUUCGCUUAAUGUAGAGGACAGGAUCUGUAUUAGAUAAUGGGUCAACUCCUGCUCUAAAUCUGGCAUUCCCAUUCAGCCCAGUAAAUCAGCACUGAAUCAAUGAAACUGUACCCGUAACAGUGGAUUAUUAAGUUUGCCAUCAAGCAGUAAUGAUUCGGGAGUAUAAGGAUACUUUUAGGAGACAAUCUUUACUAUUUUUGGUCUUUGGACAAGGUAUCGCUUCAUCUGCCAACAAGACGUGUAACAAAAGUUUCUGGAGGAAGCAUCCUUAUGUUUUCUGUUCUCUAUAACAUAGUUCAUUGUGUAAAAGCACCCCGUAAAUCUAAGGGCAUAUAUAAAGAAUAAGUAAUAAAAAGAGAGGUACAUGGUCAGAGUGACUAUACAGUUAUAUUAUGAUAUAGGCAGGGAUUUUCAAAUAGUUUUUGAAGUUUUUACCACUAAAAUAUAAUGUUUAAUUCAUGUGAAUUGCUAUAUUGAAAUGAGAUUGUGUCUAAAACCUUAAAAUUCACCUAUGAUUGAGUGAAUUUCUUUAAAAAUAUUGGAAUGGCGUAAACAGCUCAGAAUUUUGCAUGCGUCUAUUUACUUUUUGUUCAGGGCUCUCCUACUUUCAGCAUUUUCCUGUGCAUAGGUACUGUAAAAAUGAAUACUUUCAAGUAAAUAAAUAAUGAAGGCAGACAGUAAGAAACUAAACUGGCUAGGUACUUAGGUAUAUCUUACAGUCUUCAUCAAGUCUAAGUAUGUUGAUGUUUUUCAUUCCUGACAGCUCAUUUACAGUGCCGAUCUGUAUGUUUACAAAUCCAGUCUCAUUUCCACUGAGUAAUUAUAUUUGAUUGUUAUUGCGGAACACCUAAAAAACUUCAAAUGUUUCCAUAACCAAUGGGAAAAUAAAAUCAUGUUGGUUGCAGAUGCAGGAGAGAGAGCAUAUGACCUCUUAAGCACUGUCCCUGCCCAAAUCUCUGUGAUCCUGUGAUUUUAGCAAUUUAUUCUUCUCCAGACCAAUUUCUGCUUUGAAAUUCACCCUCUUCCACAGAACAGGUGCAAUUUGGAUUGUAUUCUCCACUGUGAAAACAUUCUUUCAAGAGUGAGUGUGUUUCUACAGUGAUUGUGUCCAAAGCCUCAAAAUUUAAGUGUAUGCUUCUGGUUUGUAUCCAGUAGCUAGAGGACAAUUAUUCUCUUUAAAAAUGCUCUAGGAUGGCUCACAGACAGAUGUUACUUAUAUUAGAAGGUUUUUCCUUCACAGAUCAGUCUAAAAGUAAGCUUCUGACAAAGGUAGCCAUCAUGCAUGCCGGUAUCAGCAUGAUCUGCAUUGUUAGCUUCCUUUGUAAGGGAUGCAGUGUGUUAUCUGCUAUUAUGGUACAAAAGGAGUUUGAUCUCAUCUAUGUUAUUGGGGGAAUUUGAUAUCAUAUUUAAGGUGGUAGUGUGGCCUGGAAGAUUCAGCAGAGGAGUCUGUGUCUGGAUGUCUUUAGCACAUAGUGGAUACCUUUGAAAAAAUGCAGAUAAAGAGGUAGGGUUCACUUUGCUGGAAAUAAUUUAGGGCCCCCAAUGUUCUCUGCUGAUGCAGGCUGGGAUAAGAAAUGACAAAAGAUUCCUUGUGGUAGCUCUGUUAGUGAAGGGCAGCCUGUGAAGGGAAGUGUGCUAGCCACACACAGGGAAAGGACUGCUGUGUGUUCCAGAGCUGCAGCAUGCUGGUCCCAUUGGCUCUGUUAUGGUUUAGAUGUGCUCACAGAUUGCCUGGAGUUAGCAUCAGGGACAUUUGUUGCUCUCAGAUUUAGUGUUCCUUGAAUCUUAUUAGGAAAAAAGUUCCAUGAAUAAGUUAUUGCAAAACCAGGUUGACCCAUUCAAGCAUGCAGAUGUUUUAUUUAAAUAUUCCUCAAAUGUCUAUUUAUUCAGCAUAACACAUGUGUUAUGCUGCCUUCUGAAAUACGAUAUAUGACCGUCAAACAAAAUUGUCAAAAACAACAACCCUUGUUUCUUUGUAUGAUACACAGAAAUAAUUACAUUUCAUGUACAGUACAGAUGCAUUUUACACAGUCAUCAACAGUCAUUCACUACCAAAACAGCAUUUAAAUCACCUAAAACACCAAAAGAAUGUGUAUUUCCCAAAUUCAGAGUAAAUUAAUGAUUUUGCCUGUGACAUGGAAAUAGGAGACAGGACUGGCAUUCUGCAAAAUCAUAUUAAAUUAUUCUUUAAGCUGUAUUUUAACAGUGAAGUACAAGCUGGUUCAGGGGUAUAACUGUUCUGCAAGUGUAUUGCUGUAAUGCAGGUUUUUUAGUCCCUGUGAAAAAGAAUAGAGAGGCCAGAUUUCUUGAGAUGCAUGACCUGAUGGAGUCGGGAGGCUUCCUGGGCUGUAUGCAGUCAGUCCCAAAUGGAUUUUAGUAACAACCUUUUUGCAUUAUUUUCCUGAUGUAACUACAAAAGUACCAUGUGACAUGAAGACGUUGUUACAGAUUGUUAAUAUCAAGGCAGUUUUUAUAUCAACAAUUUCUUAGGCAGAGGGUGGAGAUCAAGCUAUAUCUUUUUUUCUGUGUACUUAUGGGUAGAGGUAGGAUGCAAGUAAAAGUUUUCAAGCCCCCUCUGCCUUUUUUUUUACACGGCAGUAAAACUUAUGUAACCCACCAGCUUCAGCAGAUUUAGUGCAAUUUUAUAACUUAGGUAAAACAGAGGAGAAACAUAAUUAACUUCAGCAGAGUUACUCAAAAUGAACAUCUUGUUUAUCAGAGGACAAUUUGUGCUUCUACUGUCUUAUCAAGUUUUGAAAGAAAUUUAGAAGGUCAGUUUUCAAUGAGGAAAUUAUUCUAAUUUUCACAAAAAAGUGGGAAGUUAAUUGCAAAUUAACCAAGUUUCCAAAUAAGUAAACAAUAAAAGAGUAAUGCCUUACAUUAUUUACUAUUUUUAAUUGCAGUUUAAUUCUCAUAUGUGACAGUAUUUUGGUGAAUACACUGUGGCAUAUACCAUCAUCUACUCUUCAAUAUGUGACAGGUAGGGAGAAAUGUCAGUAUUUGUGUGCAGUAAAAAGUAUAUAAUCAGCAAGUUUCAGUUUUAAGUGAGUGUUUUCUUUUACUGUAAAUUUUAAGGUCAGUUGAAUGAUAAAUACUGUACUGAAACAUAUGCUACUCAGGUUAUUAUGUCAAUCAGUUAUCAUAAUGGCCUCUAAUGCACUGAACCUUUUGAUUUGUAUGCGUAUUUUCAUUUGUAGACACGCAAUUAUUUCUGAUCCAGUGUUUUUGAUGUAUAUAUGUAUGUAUUGAUAUGCAUAUAUUUCAUGUAUAUCUGAUGUAUAUGAUAUAUGGUAUUCCAUGUAUAUAGGAAGCAUUACAAUAUAUCUCUUUUACUGUACUCUCAUACAGAAAGAUGACAUUUUUUAUCAGAAAGGUUUCUGCUAGCAUCAAUGUCUUAAAAAUGAAACUAAAAAACCUUAACAGGUGGAGCCUUUAUACUGGCUUUUAGGCUUGUUCUUAUAGGCAAAUUCCAACUUAACUCAGUUAUACUUUUGUAGCUUUGCGACCCAAACCAUUAUUCUAUCGGUGUUGUUAGGUGGGAAAGUACCUUAACAAAAUAUAAAUCCUCAAGUUUUAGGAUGUGAGUUUACAGCUACUUACAAAAAGAAUUUAGCAAUCAUUUUCACUGAAUGUUUUUCAGUGUCUUCCAACAUAGCCAAUACUCUGGAUACUGAAAAAUGUUAGCAGUGGAAGUUUGGAGAUAAGUGCUGGUUAAUCACAAAAAAACCCCUUUGUUUUAAUUUGAUUUCAAAUGGGAUUGAUACUGUAACUGCGCAAGGACAAGAGAUUUUUUCUGAAAGUACAAAAGUAGGCAAGAUGUUUACAGAACAGAGGACUGUGCCAAUUCAUCAGUAGCCUUGAAAUCCCAAAUAGUACAGUAAUGUUAGAAUGGACAAUGUACUGAGAAAUAGAGGACAGUGAACAAAAAGAACAGUGACUGAAUAGCACAUUUGUGGUGCACAGUUUGGCUAUAAGAUUAUUUAAAUGUUUGCCGUUAGAAGUUUAUAGUGCAGAUGAAGUUGUGUAAAAUAUCUAUUAAAAAAAAAUCCUGAUUCCUGAUACAACAGGUGUACAAUGACUUAUUGCAGUUGUAACAGUUCCUAGGAAGCAAGAUAAAACAAUAAUAAAUAUUGAACUAACUGAACACCUUUAGUUCACUAAUGAGUAUUUGAAUAAGAAAUACUGCAUUUUUCGAAGGGAAGUUAUUUGUACAACUACCAUGGAACAUUAACAAUCAGCAUGUUGUAAGUGCACAGAAAUGCCCCUUUCUACAGUAAUAUUUUAUCAUGCCUAAUCUGAAAAACAACAUAAAUAAACUGAGAUCACAGCUCCAAAUAAUUUCAGCAUGCAUUAUGGUUGUAUUUCUUUCAGUCAGUACAAACUUAUUUCAUAUGAGCAUUUUUUCUUUCAUUUUUCCAUAGUUUCUCAACAAGUGUGUGGUUUAUUAACAGCAAAAAAAAGACAUAUUAUCAAAAUGUUUCUUGUUUUGCAU
This is a messenger RNA of Struthio camelus australis, 9669 nucleotides long. Lineage: Eukaryota; Metazoa; Chordata; Aves; Struthioniformes; Struthionidae. The record is from RefSeq and is a predicted model, not a curated record.